AUGCUGCACCAUUACGCCUAUUUUCUAGCGCUGCUCUAUUUUUUACCACAUGCCACCGCUAAGGUGAAAUGUCCAGCCACGUCAAAAGGCCACGUCCUCGAAUGUGCCUUUGCAUGCUGUCCCUCAUUCGAGGGCGCUGAUCAGGGAUAUUAUUGCUGUGGACCAGAUGAGGUCGAUGGCGGACAUACCCGAGCUGAACGAUUCGUCGCUUAUGGCAGCACAUUCCAGAUUGAUUAUACUUUGCUCAUAAUCGGCCUAAUCGUCUCUAUCGUUGUGUCUAUUCUUCUGUCAUUCUUUUGCUGUCUCCUUUGCAAUGGCUGCUGGUUGCAUCGCCGACGAAAUCCACAUCUCUACGAAACUGUGAACGAGAGCGGCUGGUACCCGAUUUGCUGUGGCUUCGGAAUUCCGAUGGGUACGGUAGUCUUCUCAACGCAUCCACCACAAUAUCGAGAUGACAGUGAAAUGUACCACGGAUCCAUCAACGUCAAGCUUACCUUCAUCGAAACAAAGAGUCCGCUUCAAUCCAGAUGGAACACCACGAGGGGUGCUGAAAAACGGUCACGACAACUACUGACGGCAUUCCGACAUUAUGCGAAAUUGGGAAAAAAGCUCAAAUAA
Messenger RNA from Ostertagia ostertagi, 618 nucleotides. The record is from the annotation of a GenBank genome assembly. NCBI's taxonomy places the organism in Eukaryota, Metazoa, Nematoda, Chromadorea, Rhabditida, Trichostrongylidae.